UCAUCGUUCAUCGCCUGAGGCCCAACUAGAGCAUAAUAGUGGUGAAGGCAGUGCGGCUACAAGUACAUAGACUAGACCCAGUCAGUCCGGUUUCGCACAGUCUCAAGACACGUUGAGAACUUACUAGGUUAGGUUAGGUUAGUUCAGUAGGACACCGAAUCAAUCAAUCCAAGAAUCAAGCUGUUCUAUCAGAAAAGUGAUUUUGCGACGACAGUGCGUUCGGUCUAUGCAUAAUAAACCAUGAACGUCAAUUCAACGAAUAGCUUUAAUAAAACUAAAAGGAUUACCGUACCAUAGUCAACAAUAAUAAGGUAUAGUGAUUUAGUAAAGUGAUUAGCCCACCGAAAUCUGAGAGCAGUGAUUUAGUUCAUCUUAAUCUACCGUACUUGUAAAAGUGUUGUUUAAUCGAGCAGAACAUUUUUAGAAGUGGUUCAUACUUGAAAAGUGAGUGCUGGUAUUAGAAUAAGGAAAAAUAGUAUCAAACAUUAUUUCUUGAAAUAUUCACGUUUCCAUUCCUGAAACUCAGAUUUUUUUACCCCGUGAAAGUUUAUUUUUAUAUUUUAAUCUCGACUAUAUAUACAAUAGUUGUUAGUGGAGGUAACUUACCUGAUAGUAGGCCUACUAGUGAUAGGCCUAUUGGAUGUGCUCCUUAAAGAAACAAAUAUGAUCAAAUCAUGAUCUAACCAACUUUCUCCUCUGAGAUUGAUUCCGGAUUUAUGGUAAGCCGCCAAAGUCAUCAACUAUAAUCAUGAGUGCAACAAGGAUAACAGAUGCAGUCUUCUGUUGGUGCUCCCUUCUGGUCGCCAGCUGUAUAUUUGUCGUUUCUGUCAGCGCAGGAGUGACAUCUGACGCCAAUCAAAUUGAUUCCAACAGAAACGAUUCUGCGGUUUUCCGGCUGACUGUAAUUCACAUCAACGACAUGCAUUCCAGAUUUGAGCAGGUGAAUUCGGUGAGCAACAAGUGUUCGACGCAAGACGCGGAGUCACGCAACUGUUUUGGCGGUUUCGCCCGCGUCAAGUCGGCCGCGCGAACCGCCAAAUUCGAAGCGGAACGUGAUGGACGCCACGUGCUCUACCUGAACGCCGGAGACACCUACCAGGGAACGCCCUACUACAACCUGUUCAAGUGGAAAGUGGUCGCUCCGCUUGUCGAGAGCUUGGGCUUCGAUGCCAUGGCACUUGGUAACCAUGAGUUUGAUGAUGGACCCAACGGACUAGUUCCUUAUCUGCAGAAUAUCUCGGCUCCAACUCUUGCCUGCAACUUGGACCUUUCAGGCGAACCAUCUCUCAAAGUCCAAAAUCUGAAGAAUUCAAUAAUGUUCAACUUCACUAAUUUCAAGAUUGGCGUUGUUGGUUACCUCACACCGGAAACUGCGAUUGUAGCUAAACCCGAAGGAGUCAAGUUCCUGCCCGAGAUUCCGGAAAUCCAGAGGGAGACCCACAUGUUGAGGAAAGAUGGAGCCAAUAUUGUGAUAGCCUUGGGCCAUUCAGGGUACGAGAAGGACAAGCAGAUAGCUGAACAAGUUGAGGGAAUCGAUUUGGUUAUUGGAGGACACAGUCAUUCUCUUCUGCACAAUGGAUCUCAGCCUUCAACAGAGCCAAUAAUAGGAAAUUAUCCAACAGUGAUUGAGCAAAAAUCAGGAAAGAAAGUCUUGGUCCUUCAAGCGUCUGCUUUCACAAAAUAUCUGGGAAUAAUCAAUUUGAACUACGCAAGUGACGGUCAAUUGCUAUCGUAUGAGGGAAAUACGAAACUGCUGGACAGCUCUGUAGAAGAGGAUGUCGAUAUUCUCAAAGAACUCGAGCCCUGGAAGAAAGUGAUAGAUAAGAAGAGUCACACUAAACUUGGAAAAACUAAAGUAUUAUUGGACGCUGGCUUCGAAGCAAGAAAAGGCGAAAGCAAUCUUGCUAAUUUCAUAUGUGAUGCUUUCAUUGACCAUUAUCUACGCAAGUCUGAGACUCCUGAUAGCGGAUGGACUGAUACAGCGAUCGCGCUCAUUCAGGCGGGAGGAUUGAGGAAUAGCAUUGAUGUGGCGUCAUCUGGUGGCGAUGUGACAUUCGUGGAUCUGAUAACCACAAUGCCUUUCGAGGACUCAAUUGUCCGCAUCACAUUGAAGGGCAAAUAUCUGAAAGAAGCACUGGAAUGGGGUGUUCGUAACAUUAAAGAAAAUAACUAUGAUCUGGAUGGAGCCUUUCUGCAUUCAUCAGGUAAUUAGAUAAAUUAUCGUGAAUGCAAGUAUUCACCAAUAUACCCUUUCAAAAUUCCUUAGAACUUACAACGCCAGUUCUUGAAGCUCUCUGGAUCCUUAUAUGAUAUAACUGGAACCUUAUUAAUAUAAUUUCUUAAUAUACUUGUUCUGAUAUAUGAGAUGAAUAUCAUCAAAGGAUGAUAAAUAUUGA
Messenger RNA from Nilaparvata lugens (brown planthopper), 2396 nucleotides. RefSeq names its product protein 5NUC-like. The transcript is spliced from 9 exons. Gene Ontology annotation, biological process: AMP catabolic process. Gene Ontology annotation, cellular component: plasma membrane. Bases 749 to 2212 code for a protein of 487 amino acids. Gene Ontology annotation, molecular function: nucleotide binding; 5'-nucleotidase activity; metal ion binding. The record is from RefSeq and is a predicted model, not a curated record. Lineage: Eukaryota; Metazoa; Arthropoda; Insecta; Hemiptera; Delphacidae.